AUGUCCGGCGCAGUCGUAAUUCUUUCGUCCUCCCCUCCACAAACAUUCGCCCGCUCUCCCACCCCCGAUGACACUCUAUCUCCAUUGCGGUCACCACGUGCCCUUUACACACUCAAUCCGGCCGAUGCAGAACAUUUUAAGGACUCCAGACGGACUAGAGACGGGUUCUCGAGCGGUUACAGCAGUGCACGUACCUUGCUCACAAGGGUUACCGCUGAGAACAUCCCUAUCCGGUCUCAGCCAAAAGAUGGACUCAAGACCAAAAUCUUACAGCAUUCUGAAGAUCUUACCGGAAAACCACUCAAAGCAGCAAAGCCUGCCGAAAAGAAGAAACAAACUCUAGCAGAGGAGCGAUCCAAACAUUUCAAGUCCACACAGUCGCCUCCUCCAAUGCCGCUCCCAAGCCACGGGGGCUCGCAGGCGACCAGAGCGCAUGAUAUACAACCCUCAGGGACAGAAACGAAGUGUAUCGGAAACGAGGGCAACUCAAAUGAACGCGAAAGCCUCAUCGACUUAUAUUCCAGCCCCCUGUCCUUAGAGAAGGCCAUUCCGAGGCGCAUGGAUUGGACACCUGUCAAGCCGACUGCGCAUGCCUUGGAGACACAACAUUCUGAAGAUCGAGUAGUGGGAUUUACCAAUGAUCUCAUGGACUUUUAUGCCUAUGCCCCCUGUGCUACAACGGCUGUUGGGACAACUACAACAACUGACGCAAAUGAAACGCGGCUGAUUAGGAGAAGAAUCGACCUUGUCAUGACCACAGAGGCAAAACCUUCACCAUCCCCGUACAACCCGCAACCUUACAAAGACCUGGUGAGAUGUGACAAAGUCGGAAGGGCAAAGCCCGCACCCAAAAAGCCUCUCACAAUCACGGGACUGGCCACUUCGAACUACAAUGACGGCCGACGGAUCGAUAAGAAGUUACCGCCUAUGCUGGAAUAUCUUACAGCAACACAAGUUGGUGCAAACACCGAAGGAGACUCCACCAUUGAGACCAGUUCGAAAACCACGAAAUCAAAAACUACAAACAAGAAAGCACGGCCAACCAAGAAAGCAGCGGCCAAAACUCGAUUGAAAUCUCCUACGUCCGCAAUAAAGACCACUCUGGAGCAACCGUUUCUUUUUGGCCCAGCGAGUCAAUUGGCUCGGGACGAAUCGCCUACACUGACGCGGGAUACGGUGGAAGCACUGAGGCGCUCGGAAUGCUUCUCUUCUGACCCCAUAUCACCAUCGUUGACACAACCCGCUUCGAUUGAGUCAGCUUCACCUAUCUUCUGUCGUGGUACGAGCCGAUUUGUGAAAAGAAGGAACUUGUGGGCUGCGGCUGGUCGAGACGAAGAUAAUGCUUUGCUGCAGGUCGACUGUGUCGACCUUACUGAUUCACCUGCUGUUCGCCUAGCUCUUGCCGGAAAAGACGUCCUUGUUCAGCCUGUCGACCGGGACCACCCAGAGGCAAACACUUUCGAGAAUGAUGUACCAAUACUUACCAAAGCGUCAUUUCCCAAAGUUGGAGAAGCCGGGUCUCUGGUCGACAUCGACGAUCUUGUCACGCCCAGCCGUCCAACACCUAUCCAUACGCCUGCACAAACAGGAGUCAGGCUAUAUCAUACGUCCCGAGCACUCAAGCAGCCGCAGAAGGGAGCCGAUAUUCAUCACAAGGACGACAAGUUACAUACGAAAAUAAAGGAUGUUGCAGCGAAACUAAAGCCAUCUAUGCCAUCCUACGUGGGAUUCUCCGAUCACGAACUUAAGAAACAGAUAUCUGCGUACGGCUUUAAAGCUGUUAAGAAGCGAGAGGCGAUGAUCGAGCUUCUCGAACGAUGUUGGGAAAGCAAACAUGGUCAGCAGCAGGAACAUGAUGGUGACAAUGCCUCCGAUGAUGUGAUGACCCACGCCGAUUUACUCAGUAAGAUUCACGACGUCUCCACUAGACCAGCUCCAAAAGUCAAGAAGCCUCGCGCGAAACGAAAAUCCGAAUCCGACGACACAAACAAGACUAAGGAGCCGAAGAAGAGGAAGAAGGUAGCAACCGAACAAAAUGGUCCUGCCCAAAAGGGAGGGAAAGGCUCUCGGAAACGCAUGUCAAAGGCGCCGACGGAUGAGAAAGUUGUGGACGUUGAUGAUUUGGAUGAUGCUCAUCAGCAAAACAUCGGAGGCCACAAUCAGGGAAUCUCUCGGGCACAGGAACAGACAGCGACCCCGAGACUUGAGACUGGAGAUGCAACUCAGAGACUCAUCACACCACCACUAACGGUGCCGCAACCAAGUUGCACUUCUUCGCAAGGUCGCGAACCUUCCCGUGCUCAGGGCGCAGACCCAGACUCCAAACUGGACAGAUGUCCAGUUGGAGGUCUUAGCCUUACGCCUCAAGACACUCCUACACCAGACAUUCUGUCACAGAUACAUGCUGCUAUCUAUCACCGUCCAGAGACUCGGUCACUUAACGAGAAUCCUCGAAACCAUCAAAUAUCGCCAACCUGGCACGAAAAGAUUCUCAUGUACGAUCCGAUUGUGCUGGAGGAGCUUACGGUCUGGUUGAAUACAGAAGGCUUUAAGGCAAUAGGAGAAGAUCGCGAAGAGGAUGGAGAGGUAGGGGUCGCCGACAGGAUGCUGACUGAAGCACUUUUCACUGAAUAG
Messenger RNA from Fonsecaea monophora, 2634 nucleotides. RefSeq lists its product as hypothetical. The record is from RefSeq and is a predicted model, not a curated record. Gene Ontology annotation, cellular component: Slx1-Slx4 complex; nucleus. The coding region runs from base 1 to 2634 and encodes 877 amino acids. Lineage: Eukaryota; Fungi; Ascomycota; Eurotiomycetes; Chaetothyriales; Herpotrichiellaceae. The transcript has 2 exons. Gene Ontology annotation, biological process: DNA replication; DNA repair.